UCAUGUCGACUUCUGAAGUAGCGAUAAGGCAUAUAUAUUUGAGUGUGCAGGUCAUCAUUUCUGCAAGACCAAAUAUCGUUGUUUUCCGGAGACUACGACAGCCAACUCAUCAGACUUAGAAUCCAAGAGUUAAUUUCGGAGAAAGUCCCUCCCGUCCAGCUUCCACGUUGUAGGGAUAUCAUCAACAUGACAACAUUUUCCUUCAAAACAUAUGGUGCUACAUCAUCAGCCGCCUUUAGUACUGCGGUUGUUCCUCAAGCAAUACUGCUUCAUGGCAAAGAUAAUUAUGAGGAAUGGAAGGUUCGGGUGAAAACGUACUUGCUGUCUCAAGAUCUUUGGCAAGACGUUCAACAAACCGACGAACCCCUUCCGGGAAGAGGACUGGAGAAUUUCAUGGCUUUACAUGUGAUCCAGAAUUCAUGCGGCCAAGUGCCAUUUUCUAAGAUUAACACCAUUAUGAAUGCCAGAGAAGCUUGGAAGACUUUGGCAGAGUCGUAUGGAGGGCAGCAGAGAGCUAUCGAGCAAGAUAGUGAUGAGGAGAUUCGCAGAAAAGCCACGCGUCUUACCCAAGCUAUCUAUACCGAAACUUUGGAUACUGCUUUGGGAUUAAUCGAAAGCUGCCCACGUUCGGCACUGACUCGUGACAAGUCUGGCGAGUCUCCCAUCUUAGCAUUGGCCUCUAUGCGUCAUUUCUUCCAAAGUGGAAAUCAGCUCGGGUUUUGGAAACAACUCAUCUACUCCUGGUUGUCCGUUCCAUCGGUUUCUCCAACUGGUGAUAUUCAUUGGAAUGUUUCAAAUAUUGGAGAUCAGGAAUGCCAAAGCAAUCAAGAAGAUCAAAAUAACAGAUCAGUAAUCAAGCAGUUGUUGAAAAUGAAGAAGAUCCAUGACCAAUCCGACAAACUUCUUGAUCAAAUGCGUGAAGAUAUAUCAAAAUCAACACAUCAAAAACUUAAGGAUGGUCAAGUUUACACUGCCAUUACCCGUGCAGCCAAGAAUGGGAUUUUCGAGUUUGUUUCUAAGAUGUUGAUUAAAAAGGAUGGAGAAAAGGAUGAACGAUUUUUAUACACCAACGAUAGAAACCAAAGGAACAUAUUUAUGCUUGCCGUCUUGCAUCGUCAUGAAAAAAUCUUUAGCAUUCUAUACGAGCUGAAUGGGCAGAUGAAAGACAAAUUGACAUCUAUAAAAGAUGUCUAUGGCAAUAAUAUGUUACAUAUGGCUGGGAUGAUAGAAGAUUCCACUUGGGUUAGUAAAAUCCCAGGGGCAGCUUUACAAAUGCAAAGAGAAUUACAAUGGUUCAAGGAGGUAGAGAGAAUUGUCCAUCCCAAGGAUAAGGCAAGUACCAACAAUGAUGGUUUAACUCCCCAACAAUUGUUUACGAAGAACCAUGCGGACUUGAUGGAAAAGGGACAGAAAUGGAUGAAGGUUACAGCAACGUCAUGCACUGUGGUGGGUGCUCUGAUUGUUACCAUGAUGUUCGCUGUAGCUUUUACUGUCCCGGGUGGCAAUGACCAAACUACAGGCUUUCCAAUAUUCUUAAAGAAAAAAUUGUUUGUGCUCUUUAUAAUAUGUGAUGCAUUGUCCCUUUUUUCUUCCUCGACUUCAAUCUUGAUGUUUUUGGGAAUCCUCACAUCAAGUUAUGCAGAAGAUGAUUUUCUGGAGUAUUUGCCGAGGCAGAUGAUAAUAGGCCUUUCCACCCUCUUUUGCUCUAUUGCAACCAUGAUGAUAGCCUUUUCUGCUGCUCUUAUAAUCAUGCUACAUGAGCAAUAUUCUUGGAUUUUGAUUCCUAUCAUUUCUUUGGCUUGUGUCCCAGUCAUCAUUUUCUUAUUGAUACAGUUUCCUCUUCUUAAAAUUAUGAUCUUUUCAACCUAUGGAUCAGGCAUCUUCCAUAGGAAAAAGAAAAUGUAAUUAAUGUAAUUGAUCCAGUACUAUGUAAGUAUGGUGUAGCUUGCUGUAGGACAUCAUGUAUAUUUGUUGAAUGAAUUAUUGGCAUAUAUAUAAGCCAAAACGGAAUAUUUGUUCC
Carya illinoinensis is the source of this 2020-nucleotide messenger RNA. RefSeq lists its product as uncharacterized. Lineage: Eukaryota; Viridiplantae; Streptophyta; Magnoliopsida; Fagales; Juglandaceae. The transcript is spliced from 7 exons. The record is from RefSeq and is a predicted model, not a curated record. The coding region runs from base 187 to 1905 and encodes 572 amino acids.